AUGGCCUGGUUGAAUAAAAAAGAAGAGACAAAGAAUAAUGAGAACAUGAAAGUAUUGGAAUAUGUUUGGUUACCGGGAGAUGACAAUAAGCCCAAUAACAGUAAUAAGUUUGUCUAUGAGAAUUUGCCUUUGUCUUCCUUGAACAAUCCGAAUGCGGUAGGCAUAAAGAUUUCUCCGAGAUUGUUUAUUAAUGAUAGGAUUACUCCUUCAGUUACAUCCAUAAGGGAAAAAUGGUUUUAUAAUCUAUCUUCGGUGGAUAUACCUACUAACAUACAAUAUCUAUUACAACUGGGUGAGAAUUUCGCACUUCCAAUCAGUGGCGGAAAGCCAUUGGUCAUGGAAUUCAUAAAAAGUAUAGAAAACAACAUUAAGAAAAUGCAAAGUUCAGUACACAAUAACGUCAGAAAUCAUUCGGUUAGUUUAGUAUCACUGGAUGUGGUAUCCUUGUUUACUAAUGUGCCCUUGGAAUUAGCAAUGGAGGCUCUUUCUAAUAGAUGGGGUCACAUUGAGAAAAGUUGUAAGAUUCCGAAAGAGAAAUUCUUAAAAACGGUGCAAUUAAUUCUAGAUUCGACAUACUUCACUUUCGAUAAGCAAAUUUAUAAGCAAACCUUUGGUACUCCAAUGGGCUCACCAUUAUCGCCCAUUAUAGCUGACAUGGUUAUGCAGGAUCUGGAGAGUCGGGUGCUGAGCACCAUUGAGUUUCCUGUGCUGUUUUAUUACAGGGUGGCACAUUAUAGUAUUAACAAGUUAAAUAAAUGCAUUAGGGUACAUAAGGAUACUUUGCCCAUAUGGGAGAAAAGGAAUGUAGUUUACCAGAUAGGAUGUCGUGAUUGUGAUGCUACUUAUGUAGGUCAAACGGGAAGAAAACUAAACACGAGAGUAGGAGAACAUCGUAGGCUGCGGUCCAUUUGA
Trachymyrmex cornetzi is the source of this 912-nucleotide messenger RNA. RefSeq lists its product as uncharacterized. NCBI's taxonomy places the organism in Eukaryota, Metazoa, Arthropoda, Insecta, Hymenoptera, Formicidae. The transcript is spliced from 3 exons. The record is from RefSeq and is a predicted model, not a curated record. Bases 1 to 912 code for a protein of 303 amino acids.